GUCCUUUACGGGCAACAAUUUCUCUAGAAAAUCCCCAGAUUCCGUGCACCUUUUCCCAUUGUCCGACCGAACCUGCUGGAGCCUCAUCUUCCAACAGAGUGUUUCAGGUCGAUUCAUCCCAAUGCUUGCAUUAGCGCUGACGGCGGAUCUGGAAGGCGUGACCAACCUGGUCCCUUCGGAUACAGCUGAAUCACCUUACUAUUACACCUUCAAAGUCCAGUGUACAUCAUGUCGUGAGAUCCAUGCAAACUGGGUCGGGGUCAGCCGUCAUGAGAUGAACGAACAAUCCGGGAGCCGAGGAGAGGCAAAUUUUGUCUGGAAAUGCAAGAACUGUAAGAGAGAGUCAAGCGCCUCAAUCAAAGCAGCUCCGGCAAAAUACGAGCAGAAUUCACCCGCCAAACCGAAGAACAUCAUCGACAUCGAUUGUCGAGGUCUGGAAUUUACGGAUUUCAAGCCAGAUGUAGGUCACCCUGCACGCUAAGAUUCUCUCUUUCCUCUGACCUUGAUUCUGCCCAGGGAGAAUGGGAGGCCACGGGAAUCGAGUCAGGGACCAAGUUCACGGGGAUUGACUUGUCGGAAGGAGAGUGGUUUGACUACGACGAGAAGGCCGGCGAGGAAGUAAGCAUCAAAGACAUCAAAUGGCAGAUACGGCGAGCUUGAAUCUCUGGUUGGGCUCGACAUCAAGGUUAAUCCUACAAAUCAUGCCGUUGGUGCUGUAGUUCAGCCUCGUGCGGGAGCGAGGCUGCGGCGUGGCUCCAAAAUCGCGGGGCGGCUCCAGCAAUCAUCAUGGUAAAACUGCCCACAACUCAGCCUCUUCAUACCUUCUUCUCACCCUUCGACCUCCGCUUUAUAUCACCCGCGCCUCUAUGAUUUCCACUGCAGUCCCUCUUACGCGCCUCUUCCCAAGAUAGCACUUAUUGUUGGCGAAACUCGGUGGAACUCCAUUUUCGGGCCCGUCGAAUCGACUCUCUGCUUCUGGUUCCCUUUGGCAUUCUUCUUCCCUUCUCUCCGCCGACUCUUCCUUCUCAGGUACAAAAUGACGUCCGUUACGCGUCUCAGCCAACUGGCCGCGAAAUUGUCCCACGAAUACCACGCCCUCCAAACCGCCUAUGCUGAAGUCGCGUUUCCCGCUUCCGCCGCUGUUAUGUCACAGCUAACGAGGAUCAUACCCUCCGUCCCGCGACGACCAUAGGCAGGCAGAAUGUCACGAUUGACGAACCAUGGGCUUGUACUGAAGCCAAUGGCUGCAAGAGAAGAGCACACUACAGAAUCGACAGAAUCCGGGGCGCGGAGAAGUAUGUUUCAAACACAACCUCAUGGCUCGGGACCUGAACCGCGUACUCCUCGCGUUGGGGGCCUACGGCGACUUGAUUUGCCUCCAUGAAUGGCAUUGGAUAUGGAAUACCCUGCCCAUACACGUACUGACUUUGCUAGGACAUGGAGCUGAUAUGUGUGAUACUACAGUCGACACCCUGAUCUACGUCCCGGCUUCCCGAUAAACUUAUUCAACACAUUUUUAGUGACGAUUUCCGUAUAUGGGUCACGCUUUUUCAAGCCCACCACCCAUUCCGCUGUGCCGGCGCAAAAGACCUCCCCCUUCUCUCGCGUGAAAGACGCUAUCAUGCCUGAGCCGUACUUGAGCCCUUUGAGGUACUCGGGCAUGUAAGUCGACCCGUCCUUCUGAGGCUUGAAGAGACUUUGCAUGAGCUCGAUUUUGUCCCUUUCAGGACCACCAAUAGGCUCCGAGCCGUUCCAGCGGUCUUGUUCGCCCAGGACCGCAGGACACAUGGCAAUGAUUUCCAGUGUGGAAGGGGCACCAUCCUCUAAUGUAGGGUAUGGCAGACCCUGCCGAAAGGUAUACUGACAGCCAUCCACCUCAAAUGCGGCAAUGUUCACGGGGUUCCCCCCGAAGGUGUCGCCAUAGAAGAGUUGUGUGCCUUGAAGCGCCCAGUGGUCUGGCCUAUAGACCAGAAAACCCCCGGAAGAGCGUGGAGUGGCGACACCGUACCUUGCGUAUACCCCAGUAAGUCCACACAGGCCGACGGUCUGUGCGGCGGGGCGCUGAAUAGCUGGCCACUCCCAGGACGUUGUGGUCCGUUGAGGAUUUAUCUUGCUCUCGGGGUCGUUGUCUGGGGUACCAUAAUAGUACUGCGUUUUCAGAUCGGACGACAACCGGACCUGCUUGGCAAAAUUACCGCCGAAGCGUGCAAAGGAGCCUCCCUGGUCCACAAAUUGAUCGAUUGUGUCACGCUGCUCCCACGUCCAGUACUCGUCGUGGCCGACUAUCACUGCGCAACGGUAGCCACCAAGAGGGGAUGCAGCUGGGUCUUGAAGAUCUGUUUGUGUGAGGUGGUGGAUCCUAUACCCUGCAGGUUCUGCCCAGAGGACAAAAGGUCGCUCGUAGAUGGCAUAGCCCGCAUCAGCAUAAUGCCUGCUAUAGCGCCCAUACCACGAAUACUCUAG
This is a messenger RNA of Cladophialophora immunda, 2463 nucleotides long. RefSeq lists its product as hypothetical. The record is from RefSeq and is a predicted model, not a curated record. Bases 122 to 481 code for a protein of 119 amino acids. Lineage: Eukaryota; Fungi; Ascomycota; Eurotiomycetes; Chaetothyriales; Herpotrichiellaceae. Gene Ontology annotation, molecular function: zinc ion binding. The transcript is spliced from 4 exons.